This is a messenger RNA of Brassica oleracea var. oleracea, 950 nucleotides long. Its product is annotated as E3 ubiquitin-protein ligase ATL41. The record is from RefSeq and is a predicted model, not a curated record. Bases 141 to 857 code for a protein of 238 amino acids. Lineage: Eukaryota; Viridiplantae; Streptophyta; Magnoliopsida; Brassicales; Brassicaceae. The transcript has a single exon.
UUUCUUCACCCACCAACUAAAGUUAUCAAACCUUUGAAAAAAUAUCAAAACAAAACAUUUUAAAAAUCCCUUUAUUAUUUAUAUAAUACAUGAGAAGUUAGUAACCAUUUCUGUUCGUUCACUUUCCUUCCACAUUCACAAUGAGCUCCGACGAUAGAGAUCAUUACUGGUUCAACCAUCAUGGUCAUGGACACCACUCCUUCUGGCCUAACCCUUCUACUUAUGACCGCAACAGCAAGAUCAUGCUCGCAGCAGUCGUCUCUUUAUCAGCAGUCAUCCUCUUCGUCUUCAUUCUCCAUCUCUACGCAAGAUUCGUUCUCCGCCGCCGCAGAGAGACUUUCCGCGGCCUCCCCGUCGUCGUACGCCACCCUUUUCAGACGCCCAAACGUGGCCUCGACCCGAAGCUCAUCGCUUCUCUCCCUAGUUUCACCGUCCGCGACGUGCCGUCGGCUACCGAAUGCGCCGUGUGUCUAAGCAUGUUGGAGGAGCAAGACACGGCUAGAGAGCUGCCGAGCUGCAAACACGUCUUCCAUGUUGAUUGUGUUGACAAGUGGCUCACCGCUUGCUCCACGUGUCCUGUUUGUCGGACUGAAGUUCAGCCAAGGCCGAGACUUGAGCCUGAGCCUAGAGAAGGACCAGUCGGUGGUGACGGUGCCUCCUCACCACCGACUGCUCCUCCGUUUUUGGACGAAGUCUCGUCGGUGGAAGCUGCGGCAUCUUCUUCAUCGGGUGAGAAAACAGCCGUGUCGUCAGUUUCACGAUUAGAUUCGUUUAGAAAAAUCUUGACAAGGGAGAGAUCAUCGAACAGGAUCAACCAUUCUUGUGUUGACCAAGAACGUGUACCGGAUCAUGUAUAAUGCAUAUAACUCAUACAUACGUCGAUAAAUUUUAAUUUUAUACACUGUAGGCCUUGAAACUCUGUUUUUUUUCUCUGUGUGGAUAUUUUUUGU